This is a messenger RNA of Schizophyllum commune H4-8, 561 nucleotides long. RefSeq lists its product as uncharacterized. The transcript has 2 exons. The coding region runs from base 1 to 561 and encodes 186 amino acids. Lineage: Eukaryota; Fungi; Basidiomycota; Agaricomycetes; Agaricales; Schizophyllaceae. The record is from RefSeq and is a predicted model, not a curated record.
AUGAAGUGUGCCAUCGUCCUCGCCUCCCUUCUCGCCCUCGCCAGCGCCGCCGCGGUCGAGAAGCGCGCCGACUACCCCGCUUGUGGAACCACCGGCCCCGCCACGCUCCACGUCCCCGACAGCGUCACCGUCGGGCAGAAGUUCCCCGCGCGCUACUGCUCCGGCCAGUACGCCAAGACGUCCUCCAAGUCGAUUACGCUCGCCGUGGACGCGCGCGGCACGGCCGACGUCGACGGCGCGAUCAUCAUCGCGGACGGGCUGACGCCGGGCGCGGCGGGGAAUAGCACGCCCGAUGCGGCGGGGAGCGACAAGACCGCCGCGGCGGGGAGCGACGAGACCGCGGCGGCAGGGGGCAACACGUACGACUUCGAGGCAGAACUCCCGCAGGGGCAGACGCAGUUCCCGGGCGCGGUGAGCUUGGUCGUGGUGGAGAAGAUUAAUGAUUAUUAUGUGGUGAGUCGCGGUGUGGCACUUGUGCGGGGUGAAGUAGGUUGGCUGACUGUGCGGCAGGAGUCGAGCUACGUUGUGUUCACGCAGGAGGUCAAGGUCGUUUCUGCCUAG